Molecule: messenger RNA, 579 nt
Organism: Emiliania huxleyi CCMP1516
Lineage: Eukaryota; Haptophyta; Isochrysidales; Noelaerhabdaceae
Exons: 1
Cellular component (GO): cytoplasm
Source: RefSeq, a predicted model, not a curated record
AUGAGCCCUUCCCGGGAGGGCGUGCUGCCGCCCCAGGCGGGAGUUGCCGAGAUGCUAGGGACCGCCGACGCCAAGGCGGUCAUCCUAGCAGACAUCCCGGGCGCGUCAAAGGCCGCCGCGCCGCCGAAGGAGGAGCACUGCCACAGCCACGGCCACUCGCACUCCGACGGCGACUCGGGGACGAAGCGGGCAGACGGCAAGCUUCCCAUCACCGUUCUCACCGGCUUCCUCGGCGCGGGCAAGACCACCCUCCUCAACCACCUGCUGCAGACGCAGCGCGAGCUCAAGGUUGCCGUCAUCGAGAACGAGUUUGGCGAGGUGCCGAUCGACAACGAGCUGCUCGCGCAAAACAAGCUGGCGGCCGCCGAGCAGGUGGUGGUGAUGGACAACGGCUGCAUGUGCUGCUCGGUCCGCGGGGACAUCCUCGGCGCCUUCACCUCCAUCAUCGACGCGGUCGACUCUGGCAACGGCCUCGACGCAGUCAUCAUCGAGACGACGGGGAUGGCCGACCCGGUUCCUAUCGUGCGCACGCUGCUCCAGACGCCGGUCAUCGCCAGCCGCUUCGCGCUCGCGGGCGUG